AGACGCGUACGUCAGCCAAUAAAACAACACACUGUGCUCGUAUCUCCUCAGUCCGUUACUAGCUAUCCCAAGGAAAGCUUUAGACACUUUUCCAAUAAGCUGUUUUACCCUUCCCAUCACCUCACUAUGGAUAUUCGUGUCUUCUUUUCUCUUUCUGUCUUGGUGUUGGCUGGCUGUGUGUUGAUGGCUGAGGCCCGUCCGUCACUACAAAGUAGUCUUCCUGGCCAGUCAAACGGCUGCUCUUGUGACGAGAGAACUCUUAACUGUGGGUGCUGUACUUAUAUCAAGUUAGACGUUCCUCAACUUAAGAUCAAUGGUACUGCAUGUGCUAACCUCACCUGGCUGUUAACAGACUUCGGUUUGUCCCUGACCUUUGCCUGGGAUAACAAAACUAUCUUCAAUAAAACAAUCCCUGUCAAUGACCCUCCACCUUUGUGUUUUCCAUUUCCACAAAUAAAGUCCCUUGAAGUGUGCGUGAGAUUAAGGGCAGUGUCAUAUGGUGUGAAGCAAUUCGGUGCAUGUCUCGAAAUUGCAUUCGAAAUCGUUCAUGUCAAACAAGUCGUUCCUCUCGGAUGCAUCUACAAUGACCAGAUUGACACCCUUGUACCACGUGACACCUUCACAACACGUGACAUCCUGAAAUGGGUGGUUGAUAAUAACUUGCAAGAUGUAUUAAGCGGUUUGAUCGGAAGUAUGGGAGACAUCCUAGACGGCUUGCAGACAGAGAAAGUCAAGGCGAAUCAGGAAACGAGUUUCUGGAAGCCAGUCAGGUUUGGAAAUUAACAGAAAAUUAACAAUAUGGUACUGGGUCAGUUUGGUUAAAAACUUCCUAUUUUUUUAAAAUAUUUACCGCUUGGAAUACACACUCUACAAUUAAUGAUACAGAUACAGUCAAUGUCAUUAAUGUUGUCCACCAAAAAAAGACAUUUAGACAUUUAGACAUUUAGACAUUUAGAC
Messenger RNA from Actinia tenebrosa (Australian red waratah sea anemone), 957 nucleotides. RefSeq lists its product as uncharacterized. NCBI's taxonomy places the organism in Eukaryota, Metazoa, Cnidaria, Anthozoa, Actiniaria, Actiniidae. The record is from RefSeq and is a predicted model, not a curated record.